AAUUUUUAGGACUACUGCUUACACGAGUUAUCCACCACGUAUAGUGCAAACCGAAGAAAUGUCGCCAGGAAUGUAAGAAAUCUUGCCCGGUGGUCCGCACCGGCAAGCUCUGCAUUGAAGUCAGCCCGGACUCGAAAAUCGCAUUUAUUUCCGAGCGCCUCUGUAUCGGUUGUGGUAUCUGCCCCAAGAAAUGUCCUUUUGGCGCUAUCCACAUCAUCAACUUGCCCACCAACUUGGAGAGCGAAGUUACCCACCGUUAUUCCGCCAACAGCUUCAAGCUUCACCGACUUCCGAUGCCUCGUCCUGGACAGGUACUCGGUCUGGUUGGUACAAACGGUAUCGGAAAGAGUACAGCCUUGAAGAUCCUCAGCGGAAAGUUGAAGCCCAAUCUGGGUCGAUAUGACAACCCGCCAGACUGGGAGGAAAUUCUGAGAUACUUCCGUGGUUCUGAGCUCCAGAAUUAUUUCACCAAGGUCCUUGAGGAUAACUUGAAGGCUGUUGUGAAGCCUCAGUAUGUCGAUCAGAUCCCCAGGGCAGUCAAGGGUCCCCUUCAGAAGGUCGGGGAGCUCAUCAAGAGCCGCACUCAAAUGGAUAACAUGGAGCACAUCAUGAAGGUCCUUGAACUGAAGCAGGUUGAGAACCGUGAGAUUAGUCUGCUUUCCGGUGGAGAGCUUCAGCGUUUCGCCAUUGGCUUGGUUUGCGUGCAGAAGGCUGACGUGUAUAUGUUCGACGAACCUUCAUCCUAUCUUGAUGUCAAGCAGCGCCUGGCUGCUGCCCGCACUAUUCGGGAGCUUCUCCGUCCUGAUGACUACGUCAUUGUUGUCGAGCACGAUCUGUCUGUGCUUGAUUAUUUGUCCGAUUUCAUCUGUGUGCUUUAUGGUCGUCCUGCUGUCUACGGUGUGGUCACUCUGCCUUCCUCCGUCCGCGAAGGUAUCAACAUCUUCUUGGAUGGUCACAUCCCUACCGAGAACUUGCGCUUCAGAGAAGAGUCCCUCACUUUCCGUCUUGCUGAGGCUGGUGACGACCUGAUUGUCGACAAGAAUCGUGGCUUCAGCUACCCUACCAUGGAGAAGACUCUGGGCAGCUUCCACCUCAAGAUCGAUUCUGGCAAGUUCACUGAUUCGGAAAUCAUCGUCAUGAUGGGUGAAAACGGAACCGGCAAGACUACAUUCUGUAAAAUGCUCGCUGGCGCUGAGAAACCUGAUGGAAGCGCCUCUAUUCCUCGCAUGAACAUCAGCAUGAAGCCCCAGAAGAUCACUCCCAAGUUCCAGGGUACUGUUCGCCAGCUGUUCUUCAAGCGUAUUAAGGCGGCAUUCCUGAACCCUCAGUUCCAGACCGAUGUGUACAAGCCUCUCAAGAUCGACGACUUCAUUGACCAGGAGGUGCAGAACCUGUCCGGUGGUGAAUUGCAGCGAGUUGCUAUUGUCUUGGCUCUCGGUAUGCCCGCCGACAUCUAUCUUAUUGACGAGCCUAGCGCCUAUCUCGACUCCGAGCAGCGUAUUGUUGCCGCCAGAGUUAUUAAGCGUUUCAUCAUGCACUCCAAGAAGACUGCUUUCAUCGUCGAGCACGAUUUCAUCAUGGCUACUUACCUUGCCGAUCGUGUGAUUGUCUUUGAUGGAAAGCCGUCCGUUGAUGCUCAUGCCAACACCCCCGAGUCCCUCCUCACUGGUUGCAAUAAGUUCCUGAAGAAUUUGGAUGUCACCUUCCGUCGUGAUCCUAACAGUUUCCGUCCUCGUAUCAACAAGUACAACAGUCAGAUGGACCAGGAACAGAAGCUCAGUGGAAAUUACGUAAGUACCCUUACAUACAGCAUCGCCGGCAAGAGCAUAUACUUGCUACAACCCUUUCCCCCCCUGCUCUUUCUUGCUGACUCCCAAUCUAGUACUUCCUGGAGGAAGAGAACUGAAGGGGGCGUCCCUUAUAAGCAUCACCGCGAGCGUCACAGACGUGAUGAGCGCGAGUCUGACUGGCGAAGAGAUCGGCGUCGUCGCCGCGAAAAUAAUCGGUUAAGGGCGUUUCCCGGCGUUUCCGGCGCUUCCGCUUCUUGUACGAAACGACACUGUCGGCGGGCGUAUCUACUUGGAGAUGAAGCGAAUGCCUCGGAGGAUGAUGAUGAAGACGACAAUUCCGACUCGGACAGCGGUCUACCUCCUGUCUCUGCACCGCUUCCAGUUCGUCUUAUAUUGUCAGUCAUCUGAGAGCGUCAUGCUUUUCGAUCCUCAUACGCACGCCUCGUAUUGGAAGCCUUGAUUUGGAAUUUCUCUUGAUAUACUUGGGUUGGAGGGUUGAAAAGGGGAUUGUCAUUGAGCCCUAGGGCAAAUCAAAAAGCAUCAACGACGUUAUGAUAAUAGAUGGCUGUUUCAUUUACAUGAUGGGACUUGCUUGGGAGAAGAGGUGCUAGCGGCGGGUCAAGUUAGGUGGCCUCUGUCAUAUCUGUGUGUUAGGAGUAUAGUUAAUUGAACAUGGAUUCUCAAGUUUAUUUU
Messenger RNA from Penicilliopsis zonata CBS 506.65, 2483 nucleotides. RefSeq lists its product as hypothetical. NCBI's taxonomy places the organism in Eukaryota, Fungi, Ascomycota, Eurotiomycetes, Eurotiales, Aspergillaceae. Gene Ontology annotation, molecular function: ribosomal small subunit binding; iron ion binding; ATP binding. The coding region runs from base 294 to 2198 and encodes 634 amino acids. The record is from RefSeq and is a predicted model, not a curated record. Gene Ontology annotation, biological process: ribosomal subunit export from nucleus; translational initiation; translational termination. The transcript is spliced from 5 exons.